Molecule: messenger RNA, 2550 nt
Organism: Malurus melanocephalus (red-backed fairy wren)
Lineage: Eukaryota; Metazoa; Chordata; Aves; Passeriformes; Maluridae
Gene: EEF1AKMT4
Product: EEF1A lysine methyltransferase 4
Exons: 3
Coding region: 143-901 (252 amino acids)
Molecular function (GO): S-adenosylmethionine-dependent methyltransferase activity
Source: RefSeq, a predicted model, not a curated record
CGCCGCCGCCCCCCGUCCCGCCGCCAUGCCGCUCCGUGUUUCUGCCCGGAGCGCUUAGCGCGGCGCACCCGGCCGGACCGGAAGCCGCACGUGGCGGCGCGGGCGGCACGUGGCGCCCGGUGCUCCCGCCCCGCUCGCGGGCAUGGACCGGCGGCGCGCGCCCCCCGCCCCCCCGCAGUACGGGCGGCGCCGGUUCUGGGACGCGCUGUACCGCCGGGAGGGCGCCGACACCCGCGAGUGGCUCGGGGGGCUCUCCCGGUUCCUCCCGCAGCUGGAGCCCGAGCUGCGCCCCGGUGACCGCAUCCUCGUCCUCGGCUGCGGCAACAGCGCCCUGAGCCACGACCUGCACGAGCGGGGCUACACCGACGUCACCAGCAUCGACUUCUCCCCCGCCUGCAUCGCGGCCAUGCGCGCCCGCUACGCCCACUGCCCCGGCCUGCGCUGGGCCGUCAUGGACAUCCGCGCCCUCGCCUUCCCCGACGCCUCCUUCGACGUGGUGCUGGAGAAGGGCACCCUCGAUGUGCUCAUGGUGAACGAAACCGACCCCUGGGAGGUCUCGCCCCAGGCAGCAGCUGCGAUGCGCCGGGUGCUGGCAGAGGUGAGCCGGGUGCUGCGCCCAGGGGGCUGCUUCAUCUCCAUCACCUUCGCCCAGCCCCACUUCCGCAAGCCCCACUAUGCCCAGGAGGCCUUUGGCUGGUCCCUGCGCCACGCCGCCUGCGGGGACGGGGACGCCGGUGCCUUCCACUAUUUCCUGUACGUCAUGCGCAAGGGGCAGCCCCUGGACCCCCGAGAUGUGGCCCUGGGGCACCGACUGCACCGGCCACCGCCGGCCCCUGCCGCACCACCGCCCCCUGCCCCCCCAGACGACGAUGAGGACUAUCUCCUUGCCAUCCAGCUGUGACCCAGGAGGCUUUGCCAACCUCCCCACACCCAAUAAAGCCUUAAAAUGCUCCAUCCUCACAGGUGGGGGAUAGGGAACCGUGCAUCCCUCUGCAAGCUGCCCAGUGAUGUGAGUMUGGGAGGAAAGAGGGGGAUUCAUGGCCUGCCUUGGUGAUUCUGUGCCCCCUCCCUGGCCUUUCCUCGCUGAGCUGGAGAGCAGCCAGGACUCCAGGCUUUGCAGCCAGUAAUGAAACCAAAUCGGGUUUAAUUUCACCCAUCCAUCUUGCGGGGAGUGGCUCCCUGCCCCCCAUCCCUUCCCCUYRGCACAGGCAGCCRGGCUGAGAGCAGAAUGGGGAUGCAGGCACUGGGUAUGGAGGGCAGGACCAGGGGUGCCCUCUGCUCCACCCCAUUCCCCCCCAUCCUACACCAGGACCCCUGCCCCAGCCUCCCUGGCCAUGGGGGUUUGCAAGGACACCGUGUAAUUGUCACCCCUGGCCAGGCAGCGAGGGAUCCAGGCUGGGAUGUGCCAGCACGGGGCCGGGAGUGCCAUAGGGCAGGAAGGGCAGCACAUCUGCCUCUGUGCCUGUCCAGCCCCACUCCUGGCUGUGCUGACAAGCCCAGUGUGCCACACAUACUUGGCCCAUGUUCCCCCGUGCCUGGGGCCAGCAGUGUGGUGACACACGAGUGCCAGGGUGGAUGACAGGCAUGCCACCGUGUGCUGGCAGCACCGGCUGCACCUGGGAGCUGGUGUGGCGGGUGCAUGGGUUCUGGUGUCAGUGUCCCCAGGGCUCUUUGGGCACCAGCUCCCUUUGGGGUGUGCAGAGGGGACCCCUCCUGGGYGGGACGGCGGUGACACCACAGAGGCGCGAGCUGCUGGCUUGCUAUUUCAGGCGAAAGGCAUAAGUGGGUCAGCCAGUGGCUCCCCCUGCACUGGGAGCCCGUGAAGGGCUCCGGGGUCAGUCCCCACCCUGGCCGUGCCACCCCAUCCCACAGGCACCCCAAAAACCAGCUGACGCGAGGAAGGGACAGAAAGGAGCAGGCGGCUGCCGGCUUCACCUGGGUACAUGAAUGUAUUUUAUUCAUUGCAUUUUGUUCACCAGUACAGUGAAAAAUGGCAUUUAAAUUUACAAUGGAUCAUUCGUUGAACAUCAUGACACAAGUAUCUUUUUUUUUCUUUUUUUUUUUUGUUUUUUUCUCAGUUUUUUUUUUUUUUUUUUUUUUUUUUUUUUUUUUUUUUUUUUUUUUUUUUUUUUUUGCGUCGUUGUCUCCAUAAAUGCCACUCGUAGGUUAUUGAAAAAGAUGACAAGUUUCUCAUGCACAUCAGAACCCCCCGAGAAGCUUCUUAAAAAAUAAAAUUAAAUUAAAGUACAAAAUUAAAAACAACGACUCAGGCCGGUCCCUGCCCUCCCCACUGUCCCCUGGCACCACCACCCUCAAGCGAGGGGCAGGGCUGGGACACCCCCCCGGCACCCGCAGCUGGCCCCGGUGGGCUCUGYCCCGGUGCUGCCGGGAGGGAACUGCAGCAGCCGCUGAUGCUGCCAAACCCUCGGUGCUCCUGCUGCCUGCGUGUGGGGGGUCGGGCCAGGGGUCCCUUCUCCCCUCCCUCCUCCUUUGGCUUUCCUCGUGCUCCCUCCAUCACUCUUGCCCCCCCUUUAAUUCUUCCCCUCGUUU